Messenger RNA from Galleria mellonella (greater wax moth), 7402 nucleotides. It is a transcript of the gene RSG7, whose product is annotated as regulator of G-protein signaling 7. Gene Ontology annotation, biological process: G protein-coupled receptor signaling pathway; intracellular signal transduction; regulation of G protein-coupled receptor signaling pathway. NCBI's taxonomy places the organism in Eukaryota, Metazoa, Arthropoda, Insecta, Lepidoptera, Pyralidae. The transcript has 16 exons. The record is from RefSeq and is a predicted model, not a curated record. Bases 591 to 2288 code for a protein of 565 amino acids.
GAUUUUAAUGGCAGAGAUUUGACAUUUAUCUCGUAUUCAAAAUGUUAAAAUUAAAACAAAUAAGUGGUUUUUUCGAUUUUUAUGAAUAAAACAUUAUUGUUUUUCUAAGAAAUAAUAAAAAAAAGGUGUAUAGUGGUUAAUGUGGACUGGUUUUUCGACGCUAGUCAUAAAAACGAAAGGGUUUGAAAUAAUUAUUUUUCGAAGAGUAAAUCCAAAAUAUUUCGUUUAAAGUGCUUUUCUUAGAACAAAGUAUGAUCUAAUAAGUUAGAAUUAUCCUUAUGUCGUUUAUUAACCAGUAAAAAUGUGUUUUUUAAGUGAUCUGUUAAAUUAUUUUCGUUCUAAAGUUCUUUAAGUAUUUAUUACGAAAAUGAUCUCGAUACAAUUAGAUGUUUCGUUUUAUUCGAAUCUACUUUUAAUACCAAUAAACCUAUGCAUUAAUUGAGAGACUAGAAUAUUGAUUUGGGCAUUGUGCAAAGCUAUCAUGAUUUCGUGUGUUUAAAAAAAAUUAUGAAGUGUUUUUGUGAUUGUUGAACAUUUUGGCGGUAUUUUCGUUUGCUUUUAUGGAGUGUCUAAACUGUUUUUAAAUUAAAAUGGUUACGAUGAACUCUUCGGAGAAGGCGGCACAGAAAGCCUGUCAGCAGGGUCCAUCAAGAGACAAUUCAAAAUAUGUCAAAGAAGACAAAGAGAAAGAGAAGGAUAGAGACAAAAAGGAGAAUGCGACAAGUCUCCCGCCAAGCGUGCAAGCUCUCAUGUCCACUAUACCCUCGCCGGAGGAGUCUCCCAACUACCUGAUCUAUAAAAAGAUGGAGGCAAUAAUUGAGAAGAUGCAAGAUGAGAACACCGGUGUACCGGUGCGGACGGUGAAGAGUUUCAUGACCAAGAUACCCUCCGUGUUCACCGGCUCGGACCUGGUGGCGUGGCUCUCCCGCCACCUCCAGCUGGAGGAGCCGUGGGAGGCGCCGCACCUGGCCCACCUCCUGGCCGCGCACGGAUACCUGUUCCCCAUCGAUGAUCACUGCCUGACCGUGAAGAAUGACAACACUUAUUACAGAUUUCAAACACCAUACUUUUGGCCGUCGAAUCAAUGGGAACCGGAGAACACUGAUUAUGCUGUGUACCUGUGCAAGCGUACGAUGCAGAAUAAAGCGCGGCUCGAGCUGGCCGACUACGAGGCCGAGUCGCUGGCCCGCCUCCAGAAGAUGUUCAGCAGGAAGUGGGAGUUCAUAUUCAUGCAAGCAGAGGCGCAGAGCAAGGUGGAUAAAAAACGCGAUAAAUUGGAGCGUAAAGUGCUGGACAGCCAGGAGAGGGCGUUCUGGGAUGUUCACCGUCCAAUGCCCGGGUGCGUUAACACAACCGAGCUGGACCCUCGGAAGCUGUCCCGCAUCAACGCACUGAAGGCCAAGAGGCUGCGGCAGUGUCAAGAGCUGGUCCUGCAAUACAACCUCAAGAACAAUCCAAUAGUGACCAUCACGAAUCCACAAGAGAGCGAAGAGGAAAUACAGAAGAAGAAUUCGGACAACACUGUCAAGGAGAACGGGGAGAGUUCGCAGCCAGAGGUAACCGUGUCUACCGCGGCCGCCGGCCGAGACAACCGCACCGUGCAGCAGCAGACCGAGGCGGCGCGGCGCCAGCUCGCCAUGCUGCGCGCGCGGCUCGAGCGCCGCAACGUGCGCGUCAGCAAGGUCGCCGACAUGUUCAUAGCGUACUGCGAGCAGUAUGCGGAGUACGACGCGUUCCUCACGCCGCCCGAGUGGCCCAACCCCUGGAUAAGCGAUACCACCGAGCUGUGGGAACAGGAGAAGCAUUGCAAGGACCCGCUGCCGUUGCGGCGCGUGCGGCGCUGGGCUUUCGGGCUGCGGGAGCUGCUGCAGGAUCCGGCCGGCCGGGACCACUUCGCCAAGUUCCUGUCCAAGGAGUUCAGCGGGGAGAAUCUCAAAUUUUGGUUAGCAGUGCAGGAAUUGAAGGCGCUACCCAUCCGCCGCGUCGCGUCCCGCGCUAAAGAGAUCUGGAAGGAGUUCCUCGCGUCCGACGCGCCCUCUCCCGUCAACAUCGAUGCUGCCAGCAGGGAACUGACACGCACGAAGGUGGAAUCCGGUACCGCAGACAGAUACUGCUUCGACCAAGCACAGGCGCAUGUAUACCACCUGAUGAAGUCCGACAGCUAUUCAAGAUACCUGCGCUCGGAGAUGUACAAGGACUAUCUCAACGGAGCCAAGAAAAAGACUUCAGUCAAAGGUAUUCGUUCCAUCGUGUCGUUCACUGGCAGGAAAGAGACAUCUACCAAUUAGCCGACUCAGCAGAAGGGUAUUAUGUUACAGUAAACGCAGGCAAGGUUAAAAUCUCAAGGUCAGAUCUUGCAUUUUUUUAGACAGUCCCAACUGGAUUCUGUCAACUAUAAAUGGUUUUACUGAACAUCGCUUUUUACCGGUAAAUUUUUACCUGAUACCGGUAAAUGACAUAUUGUACAAUUACAUAUGUUGUUGUUGAAUGAGUACAUAUUUAUGUUAGCGGUUUUUAAAUUGAUUUUUUUGCUGAACAUUGUUUUUAUCGGUGAAUACCGGUAAAUUGUCCCAAAUACCGGUAAAUGACAAAUUGCACAACUACAAACUUGGAUUAGUUAGUACGUAUAUGUAAGUUACCGGCUUAUGAAUUGAUUGUUUUGUCGAAUAUUGGUUUUACCGGUAUUUACCGGUAAAUCUUUUCCGAUAUUUUUAAAUGACAUCAUACAUAAAUGAAAAUGUGGUACUAUUGAAAUAGUACAUAAAAACUUACAGUUUUUAUAUAUCUGGCAAAAUGUUGUUCCUUGAUGCCAAAAUGUAGGUUAUAAUUAACCAGUUUUUUUUUUUUUUUAUUUAAUAUCCAAUGUACAGCAAAGAUUCAAUAAUAGUUAAUAGUAAAAAAAAAUAAAGACAGAACCGUAGAAGAUAAAUGGGUAACAUAGUGUAGUAUUUAAUACCGGAAAAUUUCGGUAUAUUUUUCGGUAUACCGAUACCAAAAAUUAUACACCAAAUGAAUUCGAUAAUUUUAUUAUAAUUAAUAUCAGAAAUUGUGGUUAAUUUUUAAUUUACCUCUACCGAAUACAUUGCACGUAAUUUUUUUUUUGUGUAAACCGGAAAUUUCCGGUAAAAGAUCAUUUCGCCGGUACUGAAAUGCUUAAAGAAACAACUCUUUCGCGUGUUUCACUUUAAAUUCUCAGUAUUAUAGAGUGUAUCUAAUAUUGUCUAUCUCUUUUCAACGCGGAUGUAAUAGAAUGAGAGAGCGGAUAUACAAACUGUGUUCGAUGGUUAGAGUGCGCGGUAGUUAUAUAGUCAAGUCUCAACCAAAGUUAUAUAAAAGGCUGUUGAAAUUAACUGCCGUUUUGUUUUCACAAAAAAAAAUAUCUCGUAUUAUAAGUAAGUAAGAUUUACACCGAACGGUGCACGUUGGAACGCUUGGUAGCGCAUUUGACAAUGUGGAAGGUUUUUUUUUUUAUGACAGAGAGCUUGAAAAAAGCGGUUUUUUUUGUUUUGUUAUCCGUACAACUAAGCAUGGUCGUUUGUCUGCUGUGUUUUAAAAGAAACUACGUGCCACUAAUAACAAUAACAGUAAUAAGAAUUAUUGCCCUAAAUGUAGAGGUAAGUCGUCACCAAAAAGAUGAAACAAAUAUGCGAUAUGUAAACCAUUGCAUUAAAUUUUAAAGAAAUAACAAUAUUUAUUAUUAUUUCUUCGUCUUAUUAUUUUUUGUUUAAGUAAUAAAGAUAAACUUUACUAAUCCAUUUUCAUCAUAAAAAAAAAAAACCAUAAAGUUUUCUGACCGCCCGCCAGCGUGUUUACCAUUCGAAGUAUUAUAAAAAAAAAACUACUACAUAUAUAGAGACUGCAAUAAACUGUGUUCUACAUUAAAAUUUACUUAUAAUCACAUCGCAUUAAGAACCGAACGUGAAUUUAAAUGCGCUAGUAGUACCUAAGUAUGCCCUUUACCGCAACGUGAAAUGCUCUCCGACGCGCGCCGUUCAGUGUGAAUUGUGCAUUAGACAAUGUAAAUAUUUGAUUGUUUUAGAUGAUAGACAAUACAUGGGUGUCGUUACGUGUAUGUAGCUAGGUUUAUACAGGGUGUGAAAUAUAUUUAUUAGAUAGAUAAAUAAUUUAAAUAUAUUUAAUAAAUUAAAAGAAGAUUACAAAGAUCCAUUUUUGUUAGUAACAAUUGACUUAAACUAUGUUAGUAGAGAGAAAAAAAUACAAGACAAUUCAUUUUAUGGCCCCUAUAAUAAUUUUGACCCAUAGUGAGCUUGGCGUUAAUUUACAGGGUACCAUCAGGUGGGCCGUCAGCUUGUUUGCCAUUCUAAGUUGUAUAAAAAAAAUGGAAAUUUUACGUACUCAAUAUAUGAAACUUAUACCUAUAUAUCCCAGGCUCACAAGCGGUAUCGAUCCCUUGAGUCUUAGGAGAGACUUUGCCUCACUCUGCGUGUUCUACCGCCUGUACAACGGAUUGUGCUCAGAGGAAUUGUUCAAUAUGAUGCCCACAGCCACUUUCUACCAUCGUACGGCUCGCCAUCGACAGGGAGUUCAUCCUCAUGUCCUACAGCCUCAAUGGUCGCGUACUGCGCGGUUUCAGAGAUGUUUCCUUCCACGAACACUCAGAUUGUGGAAUGAGCUCCCUGCCGAGGUUUUCCCAAGAGACUACAGCAUGGGGUUCUUCAAAAGGGGGGUAAAGAGGUUUCUUCAGGGUCGGCAACGCGCGCGUAAUACCCCUGGUAUUGCAGGCGUUCAUAGGCUACGGUAACCGCUUACCAUCAGGUGGGCCGUAUGCUUGUUUGCCACCUCGAUGGUAUAAAUUUUUUUUAUUAGGAAUUAUGCGAAAGAAUGUAUAUAUUUCACAUCCUGUACAUAACUUUCAAAUGAUAUUAUUAACAUAAAAGAGUAUUUUUAAUCUAUUUAAUGUUUAAAGAUUAAAAAAAAAAACAUAUUUCUAUAAGCUUACUGUAUUUAUAUAUUAUAUAUUAAUAUAUGUUUUUUAUUAGUAGGUACUAUGUUUCUUUUUAUUUUUAAUCGCAGAACAGAAAAAAAAAGACUUGAAAAUGUAUGGAGGAUAGAAAGUUUUUUUUUUUGUUUUUACUUUUAAUUCUAAAUCUAAAUUGAUUUCCCUGUACAAAUACCAUUUUUUUACUUAAAAACUUAAUAAGAAUUCGAUUUGGUAUAAUCGUUUUAUUUAUUUAUAUAAAUAUCGUACGACAAAUCUUAUUCAAGGGCUCGUAAACCGAUUUUGAUUACUCUUUUUAGCUGUUUAUUUCCGUAUUACUGGUAAAAACCCAAAUAAAACUCAAUUUGGUUCAUCCUUUUUAUUUAUAUCUUUUUUUUUUAAAUAUCGUACGACAACUCUUAUUCAAGGACUCGUAAACCGAUUUUGAUUACUCUUUUUUUUUCUCUUCAAAGUAAUACGAUUUUUAUAUCGCUUCUAGUUCUUUUUUUUUUGUUCUGCGAUCUUAAUUAAAACAUUGGUAUUAAAUUCUGACAUACGAUAAUGCAGCGACAUAUUUAAUGUUUUUUUUUUAUUAUUAUUAUUAUUAUUGUCAAAAAUAUCAAAUAUUUCAUUGAUUGAUUGAUAUGAUUUACAAUUGUUAUUUUGUCAUCCCUUCUAUGCAAUUCCAUGUUCUUAGAUCAGUGUUCUUAGACCACUGUGCCGCGGCACUUUUGUGUGCCGCCAAAUUUUAAAAGUGUGCCGCCAUAUUUUGCAAAUAUUUAAAAUUUUUGUCAUAAACUAUUUAUGCAGUGUGUGUGUUGUAGUAAGUGAAUAAUUUUUAUCUUUUUCCUUGUGUGCCGCCAAAUUUUGAAAUCGUUAAAUAUGUGCCGCAACAAAAAGAGGUUGAGAAUCACUGUCUUAGAUCAAAAUACACUUCAUCCGCCAUCUUGUCGUGGCGGCCAUUUUGAGAAUAAUACAAUACUGAAUAUUGUGUUCUAGAUGGAGAACACGCAAUUCGGUCACGCGGACAUUGUCGCGGAUAAAAACUAGUUGGAGCAGUGACAGAAUUGAAUACCAAUGUCAAAUGAGCCAAAUAAUUUAAGACUGCAUUUGAUCAACUGCGCAAAAAGAGGUUAUGUGUUUUGAUAUGAGAAAUGUAUUAAUUAAAAAGUUUCGUUCGCUACCAAAGUUUGUUUAAAUCGGGCAUUUAUUAAUUAUUAAGUUAUGUUAAUAUGUUUUUAACUUUAAUUACUUAAUAAAUAUUGGAAAUAAAAUUAUAUAUAAAAAGGGACGUCUAGUAAAGCUUAACUGUUAAGGGGAGGUUGUCAUGAGGAUACUAUGGGUGUCACAGUAUACUCUGUUAUGUCCACGGUACUGCUCACGUGUAUAAGCGACGGUUACCAGUUUCUAGCAGGUGGGCCGUCAGCUUGUUUGAUUUUUUAUAUUACCAUAUGUUAAUAUUAAAUAAUAAACUUUAUAAAUAAAAUAAAUAAAUAAAUAAACAGUAAUAGAAAGUGGUAACCGUCGCCUAUAGACAUGGACAGUACCGUGGACAUAACAGAGUAUACUGUGUCGCCCAUGAUACCCCCCAUGCGUUGCCAUCCCCGAGAACUAUGGUGUUAUGCGUCCGUACAAACUUUUUAUAUAGUGUUUUAUUUAAAAUAUUUAUUAAAAUAUAUAUAUUUAAAUUUGUGUUAGAUUCGAUGUUAGGGAUACUCCCAUAGGCUUCAACACCAUGACGUUAUGGUUUCAAGUAAUAAAUUAAUUAAUUCAAAUUGUGUAAACUGUACUAGGGUGAAAUCGACAACACCCUUUUUAAAGACAUUUCUAAGAAUUUCCUCCGAAGUACACUAACGGAUUCGACAUCACCCGCUGUACAGUAUUUAUAUAAAUGUUAUAUUAAAAUAUGUUUUCUCAAACAUGCUUGGAAAUGUGAGCAUUAUUUUGACAAUCUUCUUCGAGAUAAAUCAAAAUUGCCGUACUGGCCAGAUACAUGCGGACAGCGGCCGGCAAAAGUUGUAUGAAAAUCCAUAUCUGUCGUGUUUUGCGGCCAGAUAAAUUACCAUGUUAACUCAUAUGUGUCCUGUAAUUUAAAAAUGGAAUGACCUUUUACUUCGAAACAUGGCUACCAAGGAGGUAACUAAUAAAAGGUUUUAUUUAAAUUUCGAACUGGCUUGCAAAUACAAAGCUGUUUAUUGAAAAAAAAACAAAGGAACAUUAUGGCGCGUGAAAAAUUAUUAUUGUUCGUUAUUCCUCAUUGAACUUAAAAAGUAAAAUUGUAUUUUUGAUUUCCGCGCAUUGUUUGGGAAAAGUACUAUACAAGCCUUGGCCACAACUAGGCAUUGACGGACUCACGUAUGUGUGCCUCGGCUACGCCUCGGUCCAUAUUUGCAAGUUCGUCCAUCAAUGCUUCAGUUGCUGGCCGCUGCAGUAAUGUACUAUUUAUUAUAUUAUUAUGUAUCU